UGAAAAAAAGGGUCAGAGAGAGAGAGAGAGAGAGAGAGAGAGAGAGAGGGUAAUUGUGAGUAGCAGUGUUGUUGGACAUGGCUGCACCUGAAGGUUCGGUUCAGAAAACUGAGGAGGAGUGGAGGGCUGUUCUCUCUCCUGAGCAGUUUCGGAUUCUUCGCGAGAAAGGGACAGAGCUGAAAGGCACUGGGGAAUAUGACAAGUUCUAUGAAGAAGGGAUUUACAGCUGUGCUGGUUGUGGAACACCACUUUAUAAGUCCACUACCAAAUUUAACUCCGGCUGUGGUUGGCCUGCUUUCUUUGAGGGUUACCCUGGAGCCAUAACUCGCACUCCGGACCCAGAUGGGAGGAGAACUGAGAUUACAUGCACAGCUUGUGGUGGGCACUUGGGUCAUGUUUUCAAGGGGGAGGGAUUCAAAACUCCUACUGAUGAACGCCACUGUGUCAACAGUGUUUCAAUUAAGUUUGUUCCUGCAAACUCUGCUCCUUCCAUUUGAAGUCUUUAUGGUGUAGAGAUGAAUAUGCAUAUUGUGUACAACCUUUGGGUUAUGUCGUUUAUGCAAACUGGAACGAACAAUGUAUUGAGCAGGGAGUGAUGGAACGAUGACUGAUUGAAAUUUCAUGCUAAUAAACCCUUGUCUCUUUACAUGGCUCUGUUGGUAGUUUUUAAGAAAAGGUCAGUUAGGCCUGCACCAUGAAAUUUAUUGUGUACAAUCUUUGGGUUAUGUCGUUUAUGCAAACUGGAAAGAACAAUGUAUUGGGCAGGGAAUGAUGGAACGAUGACUAAUUGCGAUUUCAUGCUAAUAAACCCUUUGUUUGUCUCA
Molecule: messenger RNA, 824 nt
Organism: Quercus lobata
Lineage: Eukaryota; Viridiplantae; Streptophyta; Magnoliopsida; Fagales; Fagaceae
Product: peptide methionine sulfoxide reductase B5-like
Exons: 3
Coding region: 78-497 (139 amino acids)
Biological process (GO): protein repair; response to oxidative stress
Molecular function (GO): peptide-methionine (R)-S-oxide reductase activity
Source: RefSeq, a predicted model, not a curated record